Molecule: messenger RNA, 1728 nt
Organism: Phragmites australis (common reed)
Lineage: Eukaryota; Viridiplantae; Streptophyta; Magnoliopsida; Poales; Poaceae
Product: glutamate-1-semialdehyde 2,1-aminomutase, chloroplastic-like
Exons: 3
Coding region: 107-1531 (474 amino acids)
Biological process (GO): tetrapyrrole biosynthetic process
Cellular component (GO): chloroplast
Molecular function (GO): transaminase activity; pyridoxal phosphate binding; glutamate-1-semialdehyde 2,1-aminomutase activity
Source: RefSeq, a predicted model, not a curated record
GGCCCUGUUUAAGACCCAAUCACACCAAACCCCUCCGAAAUUUCCUUAUCCCCCCUCGUCUGCUCCGCCUCCGACCUCGCGAGAGAGGAGAAAGCCCAGCACGAGCAUGGCCGGAGCAGCAGCCGCCGCCGCCGCCGUGGCGUCCGGUAUCUCGGCCCGGGUGGCCGCGCCGAGGGGGCCCUUGGCCGGGUGCCGCGCUCGGUCCGUGGUGCGGGCCGCGGUCUCCGUCGAGAGGGGCGAGAAGGCGUACACAGUGCGGAAGUCCGAGGAGAUCUUCAACGCCGCCAAGGAGUUGAUGCCUGGAGGUGUUAAUUCGCCAGUCCGUGCAUUCAAAUCUGUUGGUGGGCAGCCUAUAGUUUUUGAUUCUGUAAAGGGUUCUCAUAUGUGGGAUGUGGAUGGAAAUGAAUAUAUUGAUUAUGUUGGUUCCUGGGGUCCUGCAAUCAUCGGUCAUGCGGAUGAUAAGGUGAAUGCUGCAUUGAUUGAAACUCUGAAGAAAGGAACUAGCUUCGGUGCUCCAUGUGUGUUGGAAAAUGUGUUGGCUGAGAUGGUCAUCUCUGCUGUACCAAGUAUCGAAAUGGUCCGCUUUGUUAAUUCAGGAACAGAAGCCUGCAUGGGAGCACUCCGCCUUGUGCGUGCAUUCACUGGGCGGGAAAAGAUUAUCAAGUUCGAAGGGUGCUACCAUGGCCAUGCCGAUUCCUUCCUUGUCAAAGCUGGCAGUGGUGUUGCCACCCUUGGCCUCCCAGACUCCCCUGGAGUUCCCAAGGGAGCCACCUACGAGACCCUAACAGCACCAUACAAUGAUGUCGAGGCAGUUAAAAAAGUGUUUGAAGACAACAAAGGGGAGAUUGCUGCAGUCUUCCUUGAGCCAGUUGUUGGCAAUGCUGGCUUCAUCCCUUCACAACCUGGUUUCCUCAACGCCCUCCGUGACUUGACCAAACAAGAUGGUGCACUCCUGGUCUUUGAUGAAGUGAUGACUGGUUUCCGUUUGGCUUAUGGUGGGGCUCAAGAGUACUUUGGGAUCACCCCUGAUGUGACAACCUUGGGGAAGAUUAUCGGUGGUGGCCUCCCAGUUGGUGCUUACGGUGGGAGGAGGGACAUCAUGGAGAUGGUUGCCCCAGCUGGGCCAAUGUACCAGGCAGGAACUCUCAGUGGAAACCCUCUAGCCAUGACUGCUGGAAUUCACACGCUUGAGCGUUUGACGGAGCCUGACACCUACGAAUACUUGGACAAGAUCACCGGUGAUCUCGUUAGCGGGAUCUUGGAUGCAGGUGCUAAAACAGGCCAUGAAAUGUGCGGAGGACACAUCAGAGGAAUGUUUGGCUUUUUCUUCACAGGUGGCCCUGUUCACAACUUUGGCGACGCCAAGAAGAGCGACACCGAGAAGUUUGGGAGGUUCUACCGGGGGAUGCUUGAGGAGGGCGUGUACCUGGCGCCCUCCCAGUUCGAGGCAGGUUUCACCAGCUUGGCGCACACCCCCCAGGAUAUCGAGAAAACCGUGGAGGCUGCUGAGAAAGUUCUUAAAAGGAUAUAGGGUUCUACCACGAGCUAGAUUGCAGCCGAUCUGCUAUUUCCUUGCGUUGUACUCUCUUGGUUCUAUGCCACUGAAGUUUUGUAUUGUGCAGUAGCAGCAGUGCACCGUCUGUAGCUCUUAUUUCUGAGUUAGUGUCUGUAUUUUUGCAGUGCCAAUAAAAUUCUGGUCGACGAUUACGGUUGUUAUACUGAUGUUCA